Messenger RNA from Cladophialophora yegresii CBS 114405, 957 nucleotides. RefSeq lists its product as uncharacterized. The coding region runs from base 1 to 957 and encodes 318 amino acids. Gene Ontology annotation, molecular function: hydrolase activity, acting on carbon-nitrogen (but not peptide) bonds. The record is from RefSeq and is a predicted model, not a curated record. Gene Ontology annotation, biological process: carbohydrate metabolic process. NCBI's taxonomy places the organism in Eukaryota, Fungi, Ascomycota, Eurotiomycetes, Chaetothyriales, Herpotrichiellaceae. The transcript is spliced from 3 exons.
AUGACUAAGAAAGUACUCGUCGGCUAUGGCAUUGACGUCGACGCUGUUUCUGGAUGGAUCGACACAAAGGAUGGAUCGUCUGCUGACCCGGUGGACAUAUCCCGGGGGAUCUUUGGGGCUGUCGUUGGGAUUGAUCGGUUGUUGAAGCUCUGGGAUAGGUACAAGAUCAAGGCAUCUUGGUACGUCCCUGCACACAGCGUUGAAUCAUUCCCAAAGCAGAUCGCGAAGAUCCGGGACGCUGGCCAUGAAAUCGGCCUCCAUGGUUACACUCAUGAGUAUGUGUCAGGGCUUUCAGAGCAACAGGAGCGCGAUGUCCUCCAGAAGUCCAUUCAAGUGCUUACAGACUUCACGGGCAAGAAACCGCGAGGCUGGACCGCACCGGCAUGGACCAUGUCUCCACGUUCUAUUCACUUGCUGGAAGAGAUGGGCAUUGAAUACGACCACAGCUCCAUGCACCAUGACUGCCUUAUAUCACGGACGCCCUUCAGCAACUACAGCGUCAAGACAACGGGCUACAAGGCGCAAAAGCAACCGGCAUCUCCGUCUUCAGAUGCGCCCUCAGCUGCGACCUGGAUGACACCCAUGCUUGCGCCCCAGCUGUCAAGUGUUGUCACCGUCCCGGCGAACUGGCACCUAGACGAUUGGCCCCCUUUCCAACCUGGGGAUGGCGGUAGUGAUGGCUUCGUCGACCCCAAUGUCCUGGAAAAUAUUUGGAAAGAGCAUUUUCUGUACUUCUACGAAGAAUAUGACGAAUUUGUGUUUCCCCUGAGUAUCCAUCCUCAGGUCAGUGGGAAACCACAUGUGCUGAGGAUGCAUCAGCGGAUGAUCGAGUGGAUCAAUACAUUCCAAGGUGUAGAGUGGUGCACCUUUGGCGAGAUGGUGGAUCAGUACAAGAAGGGUGAGAUCAAGGGGUUUGAUAUGGAAGCUGCGCUCGGAAUGGGAACACCUCGACAGUAG